GUCAUGGCGGCAUCCAGUGUUGGCGCUGGUCUGUGGAAAGGGGAUGCUGGGCUUUUUAUCCUCUCGACAGGCUGGUUUAGAGGACCCGCUUCGCUUCCGGAGAGCGGAGUGCACACGCAGGGUACUGGGACUGGAGUUAAACAAAGACAGAGAUGUUGAAAGAAUCCAUAGCAGUGGCGUUAACACUCUUGACAUUGAACCUGUUGAAGGGAGAUAAAAUCAUCCAGAUGUCCACAAAUACAGUGUGGAGACUGUUCAGUGGUAUCCUCAUGACACGGGCAUGUUUACUUCAAGCUCAUUUGAUAAAACUCUGAAAGUAUGGGAUACAAAUACACUACUUGGUACUAGAGGACCAAAAGUACAACUUUGUGACUUAAAGUCUGGAUCCUGUUCUCACAUUCUGCAGGGUCAUAGACAAGAAAUACUGGCAGUUUCCUGGUCACCACGUUAUGACUAUAUCUUGGCAACAGCAAGUGCUGACAGUAGAGUAAAAUUAUGGGAUGUGAGGAGAGCAUCGGGAUGCUUGAUUACACUUGAUCAGUAUAAUGGUAAAAAAUCACAAGCUGUUGAAUCAGCAAAUACUGCUCACAAUGGGAAAGUUAAUGGGUUAUGUUUUACAAGUGAUGGACUUCACCUUCUCACUGUUGGUACAGAUGAUCGAAUGAGGCUCUGGAAUAGUUCCAAUGGAGAAAACACACUAGUGAACUAUGGAAAAGUUUGUAAUGAAAGUAGAAAAGGAUUGAAAUUCUCUGUCUCCUGUGGCUGCAGUUCAGAAUUUGUUUUUGUACCAUAUGGUAGCACCAUUGCUGUUUAUUCAGUUUACUCGGGAGAACAGAUAACUAUGCUUAAGGGACAUUAUAAAAGUGUUGACUGCUGUGUAUUUCAGUCUAACUUCCAGGAGCUUUACAGUGGUAGCAGAGACUGCAACAUUCUUGCUUGGGUACCAUCCUUAUAUGAACCCAUUCCUGAUGAUGAUGAGACUACCACCCAAUCACACUUAAAUCGAGCAUUUGAAGAUGCCUGGAGCAGCAGUGAGGAGGAAGGAUGAACACUGGCCUUUAGUACUUUCGUGUGUGUGUGUGUGUGUGUGUGUGUGUGUGUGUGUGUGUGUUUAAACUGUUCUGUCUUUUCCUGACAACUCUGUGUUUGGGUGAUAUUUCCCCACACAUGUUUUAAAAUGAGGUUAACGGGUUAACAUUUGUAUGAAAUAUUCUGAAAGAGACUUCUGUAUAGGUUUUUGAGUCAGAAUUCACUAAUCCUAGUUAUGCCUGGAUCUCCCCCUGUUGCUAAAUACAAGAACACAAGUUAGUGUCUUGACUGGGUCUUGAGCAUAUUGUAUAACCCUAUACAGACAUAGACGUCUCAGAAGACUGACAAGUAAAUGUUACCAGCCCUGACUGCCUACUCCCACCCUCAAGGAUCACUUACUACUGCUCUGGAAGCAGAGAUGCAGGAGGAUUGAGAGUUCAAAGCCAAUCCAGUCUAAGUUAGAGAGUUUCUAUCUCCAGGAACAAAAAGAAUGGAGAUAUGGCUCAAGAGUGCUUGCCUCACAGAUUCAAUCCCAUAAGAAGGAAAGAGGAGAAGGGAGAAAGGCUUUUACCAAGAAUAAUAGCAGCAAAAAUAAGUAGUUGGAAAAGAAGCUGAGCAAAGUAGGCCAAAUUAUCAAAUCAAGCCUGAGGCCAAUUCGACCUAUAUAAAGAGACCCUGUUUUGAAAAGCAGAGAGCCAGAUAACCAUCAUUAACAUUGUGAUGACUUCUCCAUGAAUCUCUUUAUGGCACAUAAUUUCCUAUAGCAGGAUGUUUAGGCAUGCUAGUUUUUACAACCAAUUCCUCACAUUAGUACCCCAGUCCCCAUUCUUUACCCCUCUUGCCACAGUCCAGGUUAUUAAAUAGUAUGUAUUGUUUAAUUUUUCAACCCUAUGCAAACCUGUGUACACAUAUUUGGGGAUGAAUUUGUUUUAUAAAAAUAGU
Molecule: messenger RNA, 1971 nt
Organism: Perognathus longimembris pacificus (Pacific pocket mouse)
Lineage: Eukaryota; Metazoa; Chordata; Mammalia; Rodentia; Heteromyidae
Product: DNA excision repair protein ERCC-8-like
Biological process (GO): protein polyubiquitination; transcription-coupled nucleotide-excision repair; proteasome-mediated ubiquitin-dependent protein catabolic process
Cellular component (GO): nucleotide-excision repair complex; Cul4A-RING E3 ubiquitin ligase complex
Molecular function (GO): protein binding
Source: RefSeq, a predicted model, not a curated record